CGAACUCAACUCCAACAUCACAACCAAACGUACCACAUCCUUAAUUAAUGCCCACAAUAUCAUGUCCCGAAAAUGUUAAUGUUAUGCUUCUUUGUUCCCCUCAGCUUCAGAUUUGGCAGCACAAGAUUCGUUUCUCGUGAUGAUGAUGGAGGGUAGAGGGAGAUUUGGGUCAGUGAAAGCAGCCAUUGAUAUGUACGGAGAAAGGAUUGUUGAAGGCAACACUGCACUCGAGAAAUCCCAUAUAAAUUCUUCAGAGAUAAGAAAGCUUCACAUGGCGAGAAGAGACGCGGGGCGGUUCAGCGAGAGCAGAAGAGUUGCAGAGAGUGUGAAAUCCCAAGCAGAAACCGAGCUUUCAGAUGCGAAGAAGACAGUGAAAGAUUUGUCAACAAGGAUUGAAGAACUGAAUUCAAGGCUAAAGCUCCGGGCUGCGGAUAUGGAGAAACUGAAGAAGGCGAAAACCCCCAGGGGAGUGAGUUUUGGGAAGACAGACUACAAUGGGUACGCGAAAGUGAUGAAGGAAUUGGGAGACGCGAAGCGAGAAAUGAAUAAACUCAAGCAAGAUAUGGCUGCAGCUUCAGAGGAAAAAAGGAGGGCUGUGGAAGAAGUGAGUGGUUCAGGCUCAAAAAUGCAGUCUUGUUCAAGCACAAUUGAGGGUUUACAGAGGGAGAUCGAGGAGAUCAAUGAAGAGAUUGUGGUUGUUGAGUUGGCUCGAAUUGAAGCCAUUAAAGAGUGCAGAGCCAUUGAAGCUCAGAGAGCAGAAGAAGCCAAGAAACACUCUGCUCUGAUAGAGAAGAUGAGGGAGAAGAUUAAUGGUUUGAUCCAACAGACUGACAGAGCUGAAAAGCUUGAAACAGAACUGGCUGCUGCAAAUUUGGAUGCCAGGAUCUUAGAGAGUGAACUGAAACAAGUGAGGGAAAUGGAUAAAAGUAUUCAGAGAAAUGCUAAGCCUAAUCUCGAGGAAAAGGAAUCCGCGGAAUUGGAGUCAAUCAACAAGGAACUUGAAGCAGCAAAGAGGGCAUUAGCUUCUGUUAAGGAAGAAAGCUUCAAGUUCAUGACUUCCAUGGAUGAUACAAGAAAUGAGCUAAAGCGCAUAUCAGAAGAAAAGGCUCAAUGCAUGAAGAAAUACGAGAAGGGGGAUGUAACAAUUCAGAACCUGAGCGCGAAGCUCCUUAGAGCAAAAGCCAAGCUGGAGGCUGCAUCUGCAUCUGAAGAAAAAGCCAACUCCAUCGCCUCAAAUUUAUCCCUCACUCUUGAGCAACUAAAGGCAGGAGUCGAGGCUGCCAAGAAUGAAAGAGUUGCUGCCAUGGAAGAAACUGCAAAAGUUAAGGAAGAAAUUCAGAAAACGAAUUCUGAAACAGACUUGGCUGAGGACAAACUCCAAGCUGCAAUACAAGAGCUUAAGAAUGUUAAGUCAUCAGAAGGGAUAGCACUGGAAAAUCUAAGAGCUGUUGUAGAAAAGACAAUAAGAAAUAGAGCUUCUAAGAAGAGCUCCAAGAUAAUCAUCUCAAAAUUUGAAUAUGAAUACUUAACAGGGCGUGCAGCUAUGGCAGAAGAAAUUGCAGAUAAGAAAGUUGCAGCAGCUGAGGCUUGGGUCAAAGCUUUGGAAGCAAGUGAAAAGGAAAUCAUAAUGAGAACAGAGAUGAUUGAGAAGGAAACAAGAGAGCUUAAGGCAGAGGAAGAGCGUUCACUCUCUGCAACAGCUAUGGUUGAAAGAGAGUUGCACAAGUGGGAAAACUCUCAACGAAAAUCAAUGAACACAAGCGGAAAGCUGACACCAGGCAGACGAUCAAAGUACCGAAAGUCUGCAUCUCCAGCAUUUAGGCUCACACGUAGAUCAACCUCCUUCACAGUUACAGGGAGAAGAAAGGUAUUGCCAAAAAUCGCCAAAUUUUUUGGUGGCAGGAGCUCUGAGGGUAACAUGUGACCAUAUAUUCUAAUCCUUGUGGGUGAAGAGAACAAAACAUUUCUCUUACAGACAACCCAGAAAAAAAAAAUAGCUUUAUCUAAUAAGUUCUUGUUUUCCAGAUUUGGCUCUGCUAAACUAGUAGAAUGAAGAAAAAAGUUUGCAGGAUUCCAAGAGUUCUCAGUAAUUAGAUUCCUGCCUUAUGAGGCUUCUUUAUAGUUUUUCCGGUUUUAAACCAAGUCAGCAGAAGAGUAGUCACCUGCAAAUCGCCCCACACAUUCAAGAAACCAUUGAUCUUUACACAGUGGUUAAGAUUUAAGAGGCAAGACAACAUUUUCUCAAUUCUAACUAACAAGUACUGUCCUUUUUUUUUUCUUGCUAUAAUCAUAUGACUUUGUGUAGAAAAAAUAGCUUCACUUUCCAUGUACCAAAAACUCUACAGCACAUUUAUAAAUAACGCAAGGCAAGAAAAAAAAUAUAUACAUCCAGAAUCUGUAUAUUGAUUCAAUUCAUAAUGUUGUGUUGACGUUAGAACUUACAAGCACCUUGUGUAUUGAAUACUCACAAACAGAAAACUUACAACAGUUGACAUGAAGACGAAGCAAGCCUUAGAAAUAAACUAAAUUCCCACACUAACUGGUAGAAAAAUAAAUUACACCUGUUUUGACCGUAAUGGAGGUAGGGGAGGGAGAGGGUUGAGAAAGAACAAAAAAUAAACAAAUAGACAAAGGGAGUAAGACAAGGAAAAAAAAACAAUAUACUGAAAGAUUAAGACUAUAGUGUUGAAAAGAAAAGAAAAAUAAUCACACCCAUACCAAAAUUUUGUUCUUCUAGUGAUAGCCUGUAGACCUCACUGAGGAAGCCAUGUGCCUUUGGUUGUCAUGCUAUUUAGGUAUUGCUGCAUUGAGGACUCUUAUAAGAGUACUGUUGCCCCUUUGUAAUGGUUUGACACUGAGAGAUAAAUGCUGGAGCUGGAGGCUGACUCUUAUAUAUUUGAGCGUAAGAAAGGUCCUCAUCAAACUCAUCAGAAUAAUUAGUCACCGAAACUGAUGUUGAAGAAACAGGCUGGGAGCUGAAUUGUGCCUCAAGAUGGCCGACAAACUGCUGUUGACCUUGAGUGGAAGGUGCACUAACAGGAACAGUUGAUAUUGGGAUGGUCCUGUAAACUUUUGCAGAUGAGUCAGGUACUUGUUGAGCACUCGGGAAAUCCUUUUGAGCUGUUGGCGGAGGGAUAACAUGUCCUUGUGGAUGCAGUAUGGGUCGAUUGGGAGAAAUAGUUGCAGUAUCAUUUACGCUACACUGCAUUGACAUAUUUAUAGACGGAGUUGGAUGCACAGGAACAAAGUAAAUUGGGUAUUGCUGACUCAAUGUAUAUGGGCUCUGCUGCACUGGAACCUGAUACACUGGAUAGCAAGAUGACGAUGGCAAUGGAGUCGUAGUAUAUUGAGGAACCUGAACCAUUUUUUGAGCCUGAAACAAAUUCGAAGCAUUCGAGAUGGGACUUUCUGGUUCGGUAGUGCAGCUUGUUGCUCCAGACACAACUUGAAUAAAUGGCUCUUGAUAUGUUGAUGGUUUGGAUUGAAAACCAACACUUCCAACACUAAUAUCACUGUAAAGUUCAAUGAAUAAGCCAAAGCUCUAAUGGA
Molecule: messenger RNA, 3549 nt
Organism: Ipomoea triloba (trilobed morning glory)
Lineage: Eukaryota; Viridiplantae; Streptophyta; Magnoliopsida; Solanales; Convolvulaceae
Product: protein PLASTID MOVEMENT IMPAIRED 2
Exons: 3
Coding region: 140-1924 (594 amino acids)
Source: RefSeq, a predicted model, not a curated record